UAAUUCGAUCUUGUAAUUUAUAGAAAAAGGCAGGCUUCGGUAAAACCAUCAGUAUUUACUUAAACAUCACAUAUGUAACAUUGCUAGCAUAACCAAAAUUUGUAUAAUAUUUUGUAAAAGAAAUUCCCAAAAUUUAAAGAUAUAUCUUUUCCGCUAAAUUUCAUAUACCUAUACUGUAGUUAAUCUGUGCCAUGGGAGACCCUCAUGUGAAGCCCUAUUCGAAGGCGGAGGCCAAGGCCCUUAAGAAGUUCAUGAGGAUUUACAAGAAGACUCGUGCCAACAUGGACGACGAAGAGGUCAAGAGAACGGGGGAAAAUGCCUGGGGGAAGCUAACGCCCCAUCAGAAAAAGAUAUUUGAAGUGAGGCCAAGAGUUACUAUCCGUAAUCAGGACAAGAGGAAUCCCACGGUUAGGGCCAGCAAAACUGUGCCAAGUCCCAAGAUGAGUUUGCAAAAGGCCGCCAGGAGUUGGUCAAAACUCACAAAACAAGAGAAAGAUCAAUUUCGUAAGGUAGCUGCAACAAGGAAACAGAAAGUGGCAGAGGAUCUUUGAAACUAUGGGCUAUGAUUAAUUGAAGAUCCAGAAAUA
Messenger RNA from Drosophila takahashii, 587 nucleotides. RefSeq lists its product as uncharacterized. The record is from RefSeq and is a predicted model, not a curated record. Lineage: Eukaryota; Metazoa; Arthropoda; Insecta; Diptera; Drosophilidae.